Engraulis encrasicolus (European anchovy) is the source of this 2036-nucleotide messenger RNA. RefSeq names its product citrate synthase lysine methyltransferase (gene cskmt). The coding region runs from base 368 to 1132 and encodes 254 amino acids. The transcript has 3 exons. NCBI's taxonomy places the organism in Eukaryota, Metazoa, Chordata, Actinopteri, Clupeiformes, Engraulidae. The record is from RefSeq and is a predicted model, not a curated record.
GGGGGGUUGUUAUGAUAAAGUGACAAACAAAAGAUGUUUAUUUUUUCCUUCAUUUCAUGCAAUCCAUUGAACGAACAUUUACCGCUUCAACCAGUAGGCCUAGUGUUUCUGCGAAUGGAAAAGUGUCUCGUGCUGCAUAAUUGCUCGUUGUUUAAACUUACUUCAAACACAUAACUAAGGAGAUGAUAACCUUGUUUACUUACAGCAGAUGACUACUCUGCAUGACUAGGCCUGCCUAUUAAGUCUUUUUGUGAUGCAUCCAAAAUUAUCAACAUACACUCGAUGUCAACCGAACUGUUAGUUCACGAAAGGCUACUUUGACAUCUAAGUAGAAGAGGACAUCCCAAUAUUUGAAGUGCUGCGGACGAUGUUACUGUUUCACAGACUAAAUCCCAGGAGAUGUCGCCUGGCGCUGGAUGUGGCUCGGCGGUGGCACCAAACAAGUUUAACAACCGAACUGAUUCAGAACAUGGACAAGAAGGCUACAUGGGACAGAUUCUACAUAGAAACCAACAACCACCAGAGCCCAGAGAAGUUCAAGAACUUUGAGUGGUUCUUUGGGUUCGACUCUGUUCAAGGCUUCGUCCUGCCUCUCCUAAAGCACCCCACAGAUUCAGAUUCCCUGGUGAACGUGCUGGAUAUGGGCUGCGGGACCUCAGCCAUGGGUCCAUGCAUUUACAGACAAUCACCUGUGGCUGUCAUGGUCACCUGUGCCGACAUAUCUCCAGUUGCUGUGGAGCUUAUGGAGGAGCACACAAAGAGGACCCAGAUCACGCCUCAGAACCCACUAUCCCGCUUACGCUUCCUCGAGUUGGACUGCACUCGUUUACACGAGCACUUCGGGCCUGCUAGUUUGGACUUGAUUGUGGACAAAGGCACCACAGAUGCCCUGCUGAGGUCCCAGGAAGGACAGGCCAAGGCUGGGGAGAUCUUGAGGCAGUGCCUGGGCACGCUGCGGGGUGCUGGAAGUCUGGUGCAGUUUUCAGACGAGGACCCGGAUGCCAGGAUGUUGUGGCUGGAGAGGGAGACUCUGACGGGGGAGGUGAAAGCGGAUGUCGGCUUCCAGGAGGUUGGGGUGUUACGAGGAGUCUGUUAUUACUGCUAUCAAGUUACUCCUCACACAGCACCAUGAACUCAGUACCAUACUUGGGUAACACUUGACGCCGGUGUCAUAUGCAUGUCAUUACACUGUCAUAAUAGUGUCAUGGCACAGUUAUGCACAUGUCAUAAACAUUAUGUCCAUGUCAAACACAUUAUGACUGUUGGCCUUAAAGACGAAAUGAAGCAGUCACCUUAUAAGGGUGUCUUUGCCAUAACCGAAUGUCACUUAAGACCAACAAUCAUAAAAUGUUUAUGACAUGGACAUAAUGUUUAUGACUUAUCUAUGUCUGUGUCAUGACACUAUUAUGACACUGUAAUGACAUGCAUAUGACACCGGCGUCAAGUUAAGUGUUACCCAUACUUGUACUCCUCAAGCUCUGUUUUGUGUGACAUUCCUGUGUGGACUCUGAUUUCAAUUGCACUCUGAUGACAAUAAAACAAGAAAUUCAAAAUGUAAAAAACGCAAUAUAACAAUUUUAUUGAAAACUUAGUUAGCCUACAGUUAAUAGAUACCGUUAAAAUAAUAAAAACAAACAUUAAAACCUAAAACAAAAGCAUACAACAUUAAAACAAAGCAUACAACCAGACACACCAACCAAUGUCAUAAGUUCCCACCAAUGUAAUAAUCCUGCAAACAUAGUAAAAAAAAAUGUGCAGAUCAAGCGUAAUAGCCUGGCCAAAGUAAUAAUUUCCUGCCAAAGUCAUAACCAUCGUCUUGUUACAUUGGCAGGAAAUUUUUACACAAGGUUGAAAAGUCUUACAUUUUGACUCGUCAAAUGAGAAAGUAAUUAGGAACAUAAAUGUUCUGAAAUGUCUUGGCCUCUUCAAAACAAAUAAAAGUUAACUGCCUAGUGGAAUCUAUUAGGCAAAGGAUAAAAUAUCUCCUUUCACUGAAAUUUUAUUACACUGCUGGGACAAAAUGUAAGACUUAUAAA